AUGAAAGUGUUUGCGUUAUUCCUCGUCGUUGUUGUGUUUUCGACGGCCCAUGGAUUUGUGGUUGUGGACCAUCACCCCAAAAGAUGCGCAUUGGGAACUGCUACCGUCUUGGCGGCGACUCGUGAUUUGAAAGACGACGAGCCACCAGUGGAGGAACAAGCACAAGCACAAUCGGUCAGUUGGAAACGCCGCGCAUGGUCGCAACUGCAACAAGUGCUGUGGCCGGGUGCCCAGCCAGAUCCUCAUUUCUCCGAGCCUCUUCCUCCUGGUUCGUUGGGAUGUCCCUUUUUCGGCAGUGAGGGCUUUUUGAGCGGCAACAAGGUGGACGGUCCCGGGUAUUUUUAUCGCCAGCAAAGUGCCAGCGAAGGACACCCCACGGUGGUCAAAUUCUACUUUUUUGGAACACCCGUGGCGUCCGUGUCCGGUGCCGAGUGGGUCAAAAAGUUGACUGCCAUGGAAUUUUCUCAAACCGAAGCACUCAGUGCGUCCUUUAAUGACAAUGAGGACGGCACUACUGCGCGUGGUACUGCCAAAGAGGACAUUCCUUCCGUCUUUGGAACGGACAAUAUUAUGUUUGAACGCAACAAAAAACUACACUCCUUCCUCAGACGCCUCGUGGGAAAGGGAGUCAGUACUCCCGCCGUCAAGACAUAUUUCAAGCCGCUGCAGCAGUUGGUCACCAAUCGCUUUCACGACAGUCAACUCCUCGCAUCCUCCAACAACAACAACGACAACAACAAUAACGCCGCAAUAUCCAUGGAAUCCUUUUGUCAUGAAUACACAUUGGAUGUCACGCAAAACUUGGUCUUGGGCCUCGACUUGGCACCGCAAGAAGUCGCCGUCUUUCGCCAAAAAUUGGUCACGUGGUUGGGCGCACUCUACUCUCCGCUGGUGACACUCGUCAAAACUCCCUGGAUUGUCCAACACUUGCCCGAAUAUCACGCCCGCCACUAUAUUCAGGACAAGAUUGAAGCCAAAAUCGAUGCGUUAUUGGAGAGUGGCAUUCCCGAAGAUUCCGUCUUGAGCAGCAUGGUCUUUGCCGUGGAUGAUGAUGAGAAUGACACUAACGACAAUAAUGGCACCAAACGACGACUGACACGCCAACAAAUUGUCGAAAACAGUCUCUUGCUCAUUAUUACCGGGUCGGAAAGUUCCGCCGGAACCUUGACGCUCAUCAUGUUCUUGCUAGGGUUGCAUCCGGACAAGUACCAGAAACUCGUACAAGAACAACAAUCCAUCAUUCAACAGUUUGGACCGGAACUCACACAGGACAUUCUCGAGAAUCACUGUCCCUAUUUGAAUGGAGUGCGAAAGGAAGCAUUGCGCAUCGGUGCCGUGACCGGUGGGUAUCCCAAACGGGCCAAAGGCACCAUCCUUGCCGAUGGCGUGCAAAUACCCAAAGGAUGGAGUGUCUUUUGCAACAUUCGAUUGACGCAUCUCCUCGAUCCCGUGGCGCGCUUGUCCGACAAUUCACACAUGUGCGUGUUCCAGGGAUUUCAACCGGAACGGUGGUUUUCACCCGAAACGACUCCCUCGGACUUUAUGCCCUAUGGGUCCGGUCCUCGUCGGUGUUUUGGAAAACCAUUGGCCAAUUUGCAAAUGCAGCUCUUUCUGGCGACAUUGGCCCGGAAUGUCCAGUCGUUUGAACUGGAAAAGGAUUAUCAGGGAGGAAAAGUCCCUGUCGAAUGGUAUCCUAGUACAAUCACACCCCGACCAAGCGAUGGGACCAUGGUGAAGAACGUUGUAACAUUCUGA
Molecule: messenger RNA, 1755 nt
Organism: Seminavis robusta
Lineage: Eukaryota; Bacillariophyta; Bacillariophyceae; Naviculales; Naviculaceae
Source: the annotation of a GenBank genome assembly